CACCGAGAGCCAAUAGGGGCAGGUGUUGUUUUAAACUGGCUGCGCUGCCGGAAGCGGGCAGGUGGGGAUGUGCGGGUGGUGGUGGAGCGUGCUGGGCUAUUACAGAAUGACCUUGCACUGAGCAUUUGUAGAAGAAACAAGACUAAUCAUCGUUCUUCAAUGUGCAUCCUGCUGUUCAAAUUUGACCCCCGACCAGUUUCAAAAAAUGCUUACAGACUUAUUCUAGCAGCUAAUAGAGAUGAGUUUUACAACAGACCAUCCAAAUCUGCAGAUUUUUGGGACAGCAGCAAUGAUAUCCUUAGUGGUCUGGAUAUGGAGGAAGGAAAAGAAGGUGGGACGUGGCUGGGGAUCAGUAAGAAAGGCAAGAUGGCAGCCCUGACAAACUAUAUGCAGCCAAAGACAGACAAAAAUGCAAAAGGAAGAGGUGCUCUUGUAACUAACUUCUUGACUUCAGAUAUGGACAGUUACUCUUACUUGAAGAAAGUUUCAGUAGAAGGACAUCUUUACAAUGGAUUUAACUUAAUAGCAGCUGACUUCAAUACCACCAAAGGAGAUGUAAUUUGCUACUAUGGAAACAAAGGAGAGCCAGAACCCAUUUUCCUAAAUCCUGGAAUAUAUGGAUUGAGUAAUUCUUUGUUGGAUACACCAUGGAAGAAACUUCAGUAUGGGAAGCAGCUUUUCACAGAAGUGAUCAAGAGAAGUCAAGACCUUGCCAGAGAAGACUUGGUGCAGGAGCUUCUUGCAGUGAUGAAUAAUCAAGAGCCUCAAUUACCUGACCCUGCGAUUGAAGACCAAGGGAAGGAGUACAUACGUCCUAUAUUGAACAAGUAUGCAGCUGUGUGUGUUCGUUGCCCAGGUUAUGGAACAAGGACUAACACGGUUGUUCUCAUUGAUUCAGAAGGACAUGUUACUUUCACAGAGCGCAACCUGGUCAAUGCAGAUGUCAGACAGUGGGAAACAAGCACCUAUGAAUUUGAUCUGCACACGUAACAACUUUCCAUUUGAAUGCAUUGUAAUAAAAGCAAUGAGAGAACAAGCUGUUAAGCUCCAGUAAAUGUUUUCUGCCAGCUUCCAGAAGCCAAAAAUAGCAAGAAAAACAAAAGUUUAUUUAAACUGGUAGCAUACCGUAAUGAAGUCACAAAUCCUUUGCAUAAAACCAAGUUUCUCAGUAUUCUUAUAUUAAGUAGCAACUUAUUUAAAAAUCUGUUUCUGAUUGUGUGGUGUUCUAUUCUAGCUUCAAAGCUUAAAAAAAUUAUAAAAACAAUGGAAAGUACCAACGUAAUACUUCUGGGUAUGAUCCAGUGUCUUGCUUGUAUACCAUUAAUUUAUUUUGAUUUCAGUUGGCGCUGAAAAUGCAUGCAGCUUUUUGGAGAAUCUGGCUUAAGCUAACUUUUCCAAUCUGAAUUCUGUUUAAAACUUACAUUUCAUUUGCACAUAGAGUAUAAAAGAAAUCAGCUACAGUUCCAUUUCUGUUCACAGAUACUUCUAAUUUCUUUGUGUGCAAAUACAACCGUAUUGUAUGAUGCCUGAAACCAAUGUCUGGAAGUCAUAGAACAUACGUGCAGAAGGGAUCAUGAGGCUUAUAUCACCUGCCUCCAGAGCAAGGCUAUCUUUGCCCAAGAAGGAAAUCAUUUGCUUUUUUCUCUUUUUUAAGAUUUGUUAAAUAUUAAACAUGCUUUCUGUUCAGAGAAGGGGAAACAUUUGCUGCUUUUAUUGUUUUUACCAAACUUUGCUUUCCCUUCAACAUAAAAUUUUAAGAUUGUAUAGCUGAUACCAAUGUGCAUUAAAUAAAUCUUUGUAGCAUUAAGUGCGUUAGUAACAUCUAAACUUUUCAGCAGUGCUGUGGUGCACUGUUCUGUCCGGGGAAGGCAGAGCCGGGGGGGAUUCUUUUUGGUUUCCUAUAAAUAGUACAGCAAUCUUAAUUCUUAAUGGAUCUUAAUUCUAAAACUUGAUUUGAGUAGCAAAGUGUUUGAACUUAACUUCUUCUACAGUUCUAUUCAUUGGAAACUCGUUAAAAAAAAAAAAAGGCAAGCUGACUUGUUUAUCUUUGAAAGGAAUAAAAUUAUCUGUAUGGUGACAUUUUGUUUCCGGAUAGUCUAAUUAGCAGUAUUGUUUUCUUCCCCAGCAGGCAGGUAAGGAGUUCGCAAACAGAAACUGAAUAUGAGGUUUACUUAUAUCAUCUAUUUUGUACAUGUGCAAUUUUGCCUUCACUUCUUUAUUGGUGUAAUAUGUCAAAACUUGGAAUGACUGCUCAUAUUUUUGAGUAAAAUAGCUCUGUUGUAAGGGUGUUACUGCAGUUUUAUAUUGCUGAAGAAGUUGGGUAUUAAGAUGUGCUUUGUGUUUCCUAACAGCUGUGAAUUAAAAAGCUAUUUAAAUGCAUGGUUUUCAAUUAUUCAGUGCCAGUGUUAGGUGAUGGAAGGAUUCUAGCUAAUAUGAAGAUAUAUUAAAAUCUUAAGUCAUUUUGCUGCUA
Molecule: messenger RNA, 2470 nt
Organism: Cygnus atratus (black swan)
Lineage: Eukaryota; Metazoa; Chordata; Aves; Anseriformes; Anatidae
Gene: TANGO2
Product: transport and golgi organization 2 homolog
Exons: 9
Coding region: 160-990 (276 amino acids)
Biological process (GO): protein secretion; Golgi organization
Cellular component (GO): Golgi apparatus
Source: RefSeq, a predicted model, not a curated record